Messenger RNA from Pararge aegeria (speckled wood butterfly), 3055 nucleotides. Its product is annotated as glutamate receptor ionotropic, kainate 3-like. NCBI's taxonomy places the organism in Eukaryota, Metazoa, Arthropoda, Insecta, Lepidoptera, Nymphalidae. The record is from RefSeq and is a predicted model, not a curated record. The transcript is spliced from 10 exons. Gene Ontology annotation, molecular function: transmitter-gated monoatomic ion channel activity involved in regulation of postsynaptic membrane potential; glutamate-gated receptor activity. Gene Ontology annotation, biological process: modulation of chemical synaptic transmission; synaptic transmission, glutamatergic; monoatomic ion transport. Gene Ontology annotation, cellular component: plasma membrane; postsynaptic membrane. Bases 1 to 2793 code for a protein of 930 amino acids.
AUGACCGGCCGGCUCGCGCGACUCACGCCAGUACCCGCCACGCUGCGUCGUCACGAGCGGACGCGCAGUGCACGGGCGAUGAAGAUCGAACAGAUGCGCGCGCGGGCGUUGCUGCUGCUGGCGCCGCUGCUGCUGGCGGGCGCGGCGGCGGCGGGGGCGGCGCCGCUGCGCGUGGGCGUGGUGGGCGCGGCGCCCGAGAACGAGCUGCUGCUGGCGGCGGCCGUGCGCGCGGCGUUGGGCGGGCGCGCGGGCGGCGCGGGCGCGCACGCCGAGCCGGGCGAGCCGCUGGCGGCGCCGGGCCGCGUGUGCGCGCAGGCGGCGGCGGGCGCGGCGGCCAGCGUGGGCGGCGCGCGCGGCGCGGCGGCGGCGGCGCGCGCGGGCCUGGCGCUGCUGCUGGCGGAGCGGGCGGCGCGCGAUGCGGGCGCGCUGCAGCUGUGGCCGGCGCCUGGCGCGGCGGCCGAGGCGCUGGGCGCGCUGCUGGCCGCCAAGGGCUGGCGCGGCGCCGUGCUGCUGCACGCGGGCAGCGCGGCCGCGGCGCCGCGCCUGGCGCCCCAGCUGGAGCGAAUGGCGCUGCGCGCGCGCCGCCUGCCGCCGCCGCACGACGACGACGCGCUCAGGAACCUGCUGCUGGUGCUGAAGCGCUGGGGCGCCACGCGCUUCGUGGUGUGGUGCGACGCCGCGUGCGCCGUGCGCGUGCUGGACGCGGCGCAGCGCGCCGGCCUGCUGGGCGCGCGCCACUCCUUCCUGCUGGCCGCGCUGGACCUGCACACGCACCCCCUGGCGAGCUACAGCUACGGCGGCGCCAACGUCACCGGGCUGCGGCUGUUCGACCCCGACGCGCCCGCCGUGCGCCGCGCCACGCGAGCCUGGGCCGCCGAGUACGCGGCGCUGGUGGCGCCGGCGGACGCCGGCGCGGCGCUGCGGCGCGUGGCGGCGGGCCCGCCCACGGCGCUGCUGCUGGCCUACGACGCGGCGCGCGUGACGGCGCGCGCGGCGGCUCGCCUGCGCCUGCCCGCCAUGCCGCCGGGCGACUGCGCGCGCGGCGCCGCGGCCUUCCACGCCGACUCGCUGCUCAACUACGUGCGCUCGGAGGAGUGGCGCGGCGCCACGGGCGCGCUGAGCUGGGCCGCGGGCGGCGCUCGGCGCGGCGUCACGCUGCACGCGGCGGAGCUGCGGCGCGGCGGCGCGCUGGCGGCGGCGGCGCAGUGGAGCGCGCGCGCCGGCCUGACGUGGCGCGCGCGCGAGCCCGCCGCGCCGCCGCCGGGCGACGCCAUGGCCAACCGCACGUUCGCGGUGCUCAUCGCACAGAGCGACCCGUACGUGAUGCAGCAGCAGUCGGCCGAGCGCCUGGCGGGCAACGCGCGCUACGAGGGCUUCUGCGUGGAGCUCAUCGAGCAGCUGGCGCGGCGCCUGGGCUUCAACUACACGUUCGUGGAGCAGCCCGACGGCGACUACGGCACGCUGGACCGCGCCUCGGGCCAGUGGAGCGGCAUGAUGCGCCGCCUCAUCGACGACGAGAACAUACACUUCGCUAUCACGGACCUGACAAUCACGGCGGAGCGCGAGGAGGCUGUGGACUUCACGACGCCCUUCAUGAACCUGGGCAUCAGCAUCCUGCUGCGCAAGCCUACUAAGCCGGAACCCGCGCUGCUUGCCUUCCUGCUGCCCUUCUCGAACGGGGUGUGGCUGUGCCUGGGUCUGGCGUACCUGGGCACGUCGCUGGUGCUGUUCGUGGUGGGACGCCUGUGCCCCGAGGAGUGGCAGAACCCGUACCCCUGCAUCGAGGAGCCGCCCGCGCUCGAAAACCAGUUCACGCUGGCCAAUGCGCUGUGGUUCAACCUGGGCGCCGUGCUGCAGCAGGGCUCUGAGAUCGCGCCCGCGGCCUACGGCAGCCGCGCCGUGGCCAGCGUGUGGUGGCUGUUCGCGCUCGUCAUCACCAGCUCCUACACCGCCAACCUGGCCACGCUGCUGUCCACCGAGACCGCCAGCGAGCUCAUCAAGGACGUGCAGGACCUCGCCGACAACGACCAGGGCAUCCAGUACGGUGCCAAAGCCGGCGGAGCCACUUACAAGUUUUUUGAGCAAUCGACGAACGAGCUCUACCAGCGAAUGUACCAGACAAUGAAGGAGCAGCCGAUGCCGCUGUCCAACCCCGAGGGCAUUAGGAAGGCGCUGGAGGACAAUUUCGCGUACUUCGCGGAGUCCACCACCAUCGAGUACACGGUGGAGCGCCUCUGCGACGUCACCAGCGUCGGGGACCCUCUGGACAGCAAAGGCUACGGCAUCGCGAUGAAAAAAAACUCGUCGUACCGGCACGCGCUGAACCUGGCGCUGCUGGCGCUGCAGGAGGACGGCGUGCUGCGCGACAUGAAGCGGCGCUGGUGGAAGGAGAUGCACGGCGGCGGCGCGUGCCAGGAGCCCGACGAGCGCGACGCGCAGAAGCUGUCCAUCUUCAACUUCCUGGGCCUGUUCCUGGUGCUGGCCGUGGGCUGCGCGCUGGGCGUGCUGCUGGCCGCCGCCGACCUGGCGCGCGCCGCCUGGCAGCGCCCGCGCGCGCGCUCCUUCGGCGCCAGCCUGCUGGCCGAGCUGCGCUUCGUGUUCCGCUUCGCGCAGGCCAGCAAGCCGGCGCGCGGGCCGCUGUCGCCGCCGCGCGCGCCCGCCGCGCCGCCCGCGCCCGCCUCGCCGCGCCCGGCCGGCGCGCGGCGGCGCAGCUCCAUGCACACGGCCAGCGUGCGCCUGGCGCGCCACGCCGCGUCGCCGCGCCGCCAGCUGUCGUCGCCGCGCCACUCCUAGCCCGGGCCGCGGGUGCGGGAGCUGACACUGGCCGAACUAAUACAUUUCGUUUUGGUGUUUCUCUUUCGUAAUGUUAAUCAAAAUUAUUUAGAUAAUUCAUUAAACUAAAACCUAGAACUAGAACGAUAACGUCGUUCUCACAAAUUUGUCCAAAAGUCACCGCAUCGUGCUGAGCUCUCCUCUAUUCCAAAUUAGAAUACUUGAGAGCUAAUAGAAAAAGAGUUGAGGAGAUAGUGAUUAAUAUUAAAUAGAAUUUGUAAUC